UGUGGUCUCAAUGAAUGACAGAUCACAUAAUCAAAUACACGCACCGUUGUACGUAAUUUAACUUGAAGAAAUCGGAAUAUAACAUUAACUAAGUGAAUGGCAGAUAUUUGAUUGUUUCCAUUGAUUCUAGUGUACAGGUUACAUAAAUUGUAGUUGUAUACAGUGCUGACGCAUUUAAGAGGCCUUUGUCUUUUAUGUUUUGUUCUGCACUACAUUAACGUUUAGCAAUUUCAUGUCUAAAUGUAUAACAGCCACUCAAUCGUUUUUAUCCAUUGGCUAAUAGCAUUUUAUGGCUAUGGAGUUAUAGCUCAGCCACCUGGAAAGGAGCAUUCGCCAGUUGUGGGAAAAGGCACAGAUACCCAAUGGGUUUCAAAUGCUAUUUCAGGUAUUUAUAUAACGGAUGUUAUAUUUCACUUCAAUAAUGAUAUCCAUCGCUAUGAAAUAAAAACAGAGAAGUGUUCAGAACACAUUGAACUAUACUUUGACGUACCUUUAUGGAAAGAAACAUUCCAACCGGAUAUAAACAGCAACGAUAUUCCCAAAAGUGUGAAUAAUGUAACUAGUAGAAUAAAAGGAAAAGGUAACGAAAAAACGAACUCUGUAAUGGAUCAAAUAAAUGAGGUCCUGAUAACUUCUCCCAAAAAUAGGGCUAACUCUGGAACUAUCAACUAUGUAAAUCCAGCCGAUCUAAUUAGGUUCAAUAGUGAUAAACCAUCUAACAGUCAGCCUUUUUCUACUGUUAAUGUUAUAAUUAAUGGGGAAAAUCUCGACCCAGAGGAUGGAGGAUACAUUUUGGUUCCCGUUCAUUGUGGGAACAAACAUGAAUUAAUGAUAGACAUUGAAUAUACUCAAGAGCUGAUAAUAAGCAAAGCAAGGUACAAUAUAGUAUUAGAUGUUCCAAUAUUUGGAAACAAUAACAUUCUCAAAGUCUUGAGUAUUUCUAAAUCUGGCAUAAUUUACACCUACCAACCUUCACUGUCUAGAUUCCACAACUUAUAUGUUGUUUCAGGAUACCACUCUCCAGGUGACAUAAUAAACAUAUACGUAGAAUGUAAAUAUGGAAUGCCAAUAUAUAAUGGAAAAGAGUUAAAUCAACUUUCCAUUAUAUUGGAUGAAUCUAUAUUACUGUCCCAUAUAGAAAUUGUCUGUGACGAUGUAGUGCAGAAUGACAUUAAAGUUGUCGACAAACAUCUAUACACUUUAAAAUUCCAAAAAGAACUGCAAGAAGAGAUAAAGCCGCCCACUAAUGUAAUGGUAGUCCAUGAUUCUUUGAAUUGUAAAAAAUACAAAGAAGGGGGUGACUGUGUUAUCAGUUGCCCAUUUGUGAAAAAACGGUUUGGACCUCUCAUCAUUGAUACGGAUCCCACGUAUCGAUACUUUAUACAUCGACUAAACAUCAUAGAAGGAUAUGUUAGCGAAUUACAUGGUCAUAAUGCGGGAUAUAUGAAAGUAUGUUCUGGCAUUGUAACUCCGAUAUUCGACCUACAACGGAACAUUUUGAUCUAUGGAAUCCACGGAGAAAAGAGUAAGACAUUUAUUUUAUCGGCAAACAGAAAUGAUAUCCCUGCCGUCACUUUCUACCAAACUAUUCUAGACAUUUUUAUAUUCUCGACGUAUAUAAUGGGAAUUGUGGUGACGACUUUGCCAUAUUUAUUGAGGACUUAUAAAGGUGUAAUUUUUGAUAAAAUGCCGAUGACUGUUGACUCCCUUGUUUAUUUAGCACAACUACUUUGUGUUUAUAAUAAAUAUUCACAUAGGAAGAUCAAUGAACAUCACAUGUUACCAAACAUAGGAAUGGAUGACAAAUUCCCUACAUUUAGAACGAUGCUAUUGUAUAUAUACGCUAUAACAGCUUCAAUCAUUUCUAGCUCAAUGCAAAGCCUAAAAAAACCAAAUAUAUAUAAAUCUAUUACCGAUAAAUUCAAGUUUAAUCGAUCUCCCCAUGGACUUUCUGAUGCACUUUUUUACCUUUUCAUAUUCUCUUGGAUUUUUGAUUCAUUAUCCACAAUAUCGGCAAUGUUGUUCGGCGGCUAUGAUCCUAUCAUCAGCAUCAUCUAUAUAACCCCAAGAGGUAGACUCGCAAUUAAAUUGUCAAAAUGGCUUUCUCAUUUACACUACAUAUAUUCGGUAUUAGGGAUUACUGUUGCCAUUGUUGCCCUACAGUAUGCAUUUAGAAGGAUUAUGUUAUCAUUGAAAAUAAAAUGGGCAGCGCUCCAGAAUAAAAAAUACAAAUGGAUAUUGAAUAUCGGAAAUUUUGAAAAUGCCAUAAGUGACUAUUCAUACUAUGAAGACGAUGAUGAUGACAGAUUAUAUACAGAAAUUAGCGGUAAACAUUCAAAGUUAACAGAAGGUUACUGGAUGGACGUGACUUGUGAUUUUUUGACCACCCAAUACAGUGAUACAUUCACGUCUCGAAAAUUUAAUCUAUUCAAUAGAAAGUAUGCUGUGAUUGCAGCGCAGGUAAAUGAAGUAGAUUUAUCGAAAGUCGAGGAAUCCUUAUAUGAAGAUAAAUGGGACUCCCAAAGUCAACUAAAUACAUCACUGAACGAAACCACACAACCUUUGGGGGAAAACAUUCCAGAAAGGGUUCGCAUAAUGCGGCGUAAAAACAGUGCGGCCAGCAAGCUCACCGCGAAAGGUAUUGAAACGACAUUUUCUAACCCGCCAACACCAGAAAUCAGAAAGAAGAACAUGAGGUGGUCCUAUGGUAUAUCUCAGGAUUAUACAGUAGACAUACAAAUAGAUUACAUCUUACAAAUAGAUAGUAGUUUCUAUCAUAAAACAAUAGGUACAGUUGACUCCAGAUACAUUAGAUACUUCAUAACCUGGAACUUUUUAAAACGUACGAGUAGAUUUAUUACAGCUAUUACAAUGAACAAGGUUUUAAAGUUGCGAAGUAUGCUGCAAGUAACAGUUAAACAGCUAUUGAACAGUGAUAGCAUAGAAGAUUGUGAUUCAACAAAAAAUGUAAAGAUUUACUUAUUUAGAGAAUCUGUCAAUACGUUUAAAGCAAUAUCAAGCAUAUUGACAGUUGUCACGUUCACAUUCAGUUCAAAGAGCGCAUUCUAUCUGGGCAUCCUGCAUAUAGUCAUCCAUAUGAUUUUAUCUUUAACAUUUCUGGGUUAGUC
Molecule: messenger RNA, 3128 nt
Organism: Babesia bovis T2Bo
Lineage: Eukaryota; Apicomplexa; Aconoidasida; Piroplasmida; Babesiidae
Product: putative integral membrane protein
Exons: 6
Coding region: 241-3126 (961 amino acids)
Source: RefSeq, a predicted model, not a curated record